UCUUCCAAUUAUUCUUACUUUGCUUUUGUCCGGACACUGAAAAAGGUGCACACAGAGAAGAAAAAAGUAAACAUCUCUAUUUAUAUAUCCAUCUAUAACGGUUACAUAGAUGCUCAAUUACCCCAAUCCAAAGCCGACUCAUCAAUCGCCGCCGCGAAAUCAAGAUGGGUUGUGGGCAAUCCAAGAUCGAGAACGAAGAAGCCGUGGCGCGCUGCAAAGAGCGGAAGCAGCACAUGAAAGAGGCUGUGGCCGCUCGUAACGCCUUUGCGGCGGCCCAUUCCUCCUACGCCAUGUACCUUAAGAACACCGGCUUAGCCCUCAGCGACUAUGCCCAGGGCGAGGUUCAGAAUCCUCAAUCGAUCCAGGUUCAAUCCAAUUCCUCAUCAGUUGCCGUCAGCGGCGCAACCCCAUUCGCCGAAAGCCUUCCUCCGCCGCCGCCUCCGCCUUCGAAUUUACCGACCUCUCCGCUCCAGCGCGCGGCGACCAUGCCGCCGGAGAUCCAGAUCUCCCCACCCGAAUUUAAGCCAAAACUCAAGCCCAAGACCAUCGUCGAAGAAGAAGACGAGGACGAGAACGAAGAGAACGAAGGGUCUUUGAGAAGAAAAAGAAGUAGUAGAAGUAACAGAGGCGGGAGUAGUAGGGGGGUCGAGGAGGUGGUGGUACCGCCGCCUUCGCAUUCGCAUGUGAAUGGGACCACCUCAACGACGUCGUAUCAGCAACAGGAGACUUUUGAAUACUUCUUUAACGUUGAUACUAUGCCUGGGACGCUAAGUGAGAUGGAGGAGGUUAAUAUUACGAAAGAGGAUAUAGAGCGUAAUGGGUAUGGCAAUAGGCCCAAGAUUGUGGAAGAAGAGGAAGUUGGGAGUAAUAGCAAGGUUGAGACGGAGCCAAUGCCGGAGGUGGUAGCUGUGGAUGAAGCUCCUCCUCCGCCUCCUCUGGACACUCCGCCGCCGCCUCCGGAUGCUGCUGACGCUGUUGUUGCUUCUGCCAAUAGUAUGAAGAAGGGGAAGCAAGCGGGGUCGAGUUCAGGGGAUGCGAAAAGAACGGUUAAGGGAAAUGUUAAUUUAACAAAAAUAUUUUCUGACCUUGAUGAUCAUUUUCUGAAAGCUUCUGAGAGUGCCCAUGAGGUUUCAAAGAUGCUUGAGGCGACCCGGCUGCACUAUCAUUCGAAUUUUGCUGAUAAUCGGGGGCAUAUUGAUCACUCUGCUAGAGUAAUGCGUGUUAUUACAUGGAAUAGGUCAUUUAGAGGCCAAUUUAAUGUUGAUGAUGGAAAUGAUGACUUCGAUAAAGAAGAGAAUGAAACGCAUGCCUCAGUUUUGGAUAAGUUAUUAGCAUGGGAGAAAAAGCUAUAUGAUGAAGUGAAGGCAGGUGAGGUUAUGAAAUUUGAGUACCAACGGAAGGUUAACUCACUUAAUAAGCUAAAGAAACGGGCUUCCAACCCAGACGCAGUGGAGAAGGCAAAAGCAGCAGUAAGUCAUCUGCACACAAGAUACAUUGUUGACAUUCAAUCCAUGGAUUCAACAGUUUCAGAGAUCAACCGUUUACGAGAUGAGCAGUUAUACCCAAAACUUGUUCAGCUUGUUGACGGGAUGGCCACUAUGUGGGAUACCAUGCGAUAUCAUCAUGACUAUCAAUUAAGAAUUGUCCAGGACCUCAAAUAUCUUGACAUCUCACAAAGCCCCAAGGAAACGACUGAGCAUCACCAUUCUCGUACUGCGCAGUUGCAUGGUGUUGUGCACGAUUGGCAUUUACAGUUUGAGAAGCUUGUAAAUAAGCAAAAAGAUUAUAUAAAAGCCCUAAACACUUGGUUAAAGCUUAAUCUUAUUCCAACUGAGAGCAGCUUAAAGGAGAAAGUUUCUUCGCCACCAAGGCCUCAAACUCCCCCCAUACAGAAACUUCUCAUUACUUGGCAGGAUUAUUUGGAGAAAGUUCCAGAUGAGCUUGCGAAAUCUGCUAUUUUCAACUUUGCUGCCGUGAUAGACACAAUAAUGCAUCAUCAAGAAGACGAGAUAAAACUCAGAGAGAAAUGUGAAGAAACCAGUAAAGAGCUUAGCCGGAAACAGCGGUCAUUGGAAGAUUGGUAUCACAAACAUAAAGAGCGUACAAUACCAGAUGAAGGGGAGCCUGAUACGACAGAAGAUACCAUUCUUGCCGAAAAGCAGUUCUUGGUGGAGUCAGUGAAGAAGAGGCUGGAAGAGGAGCAAGAAGCCUACCAGAGGCAUUGCCUUCAGGUGAGGGAAAAGUCAAUAGUCAGUCUCAAAAGGAGCUUGCCGGAGCUUUUCAGGGCACUGUUCAAUUUUUCCCUUGCGUGUUCAGAAAUGUAUAGGGACUUGAGUUCCAUAUCGCAUCCUCGGCAUUGAUCGAAGUGAGAGCUCCCCAUAAUAAUGGCCUUGUCUGUUCAUACAAUUGUGGUCACUUCGAGUACCUUUUCAAAAUUUUCCGUCCAGCAUAGUUUAUUAAUGUGUUUUACACUAUUUUUGGGCCAAGGAUGUGAUAUAUUACUUAUAAAGCUCAUGCAAUUCUUUCUAUGGGACAAAACCUUGAAAAUCAUAUUGUAAGUUGUGUUAAAUAUAUAUAUCUGGGUUGCUUCAUAAGCGCAUUAGUCUU
Molecule: messenger RNA, 2607 nt
Organism: Humulus lupulus (European hop)
Lineage: Eukaryota; Viridiplantae; Streptophyta; Magnoliopsida; Rosales; Cannabaceae
Product: protein ROLLING AND ERECT LEAF 2
Exons: 4
Coding region: 165-2360 (731 amino acids)
Source: RefSeq, a predicted model, not a curated record